GGCCGAGCGGCUAACACACCAACUGGAUCAGCUUUACGGUCAGCGGGACGGACGGACGGAGAGCGAGCCAGAAAAUCUCAGAAAAGCGAAAUAUUUGAUAUUCUGUUGUGAACUUCCAGCCCGACAGGAACCGAAGAUGAUCGAGGUGGUUUGCAACGAUCGUCUGGGCAAGAAAGUCCGGGUCAAGUGCAACUCUGAGGAUAGCAUUGGGGAUCUGAAGAAGCUCAUUGCUGCCCAGACAGGAACACGAUAUGACAAAAUUGUAUUAAAGAAAUGGUAUACUAUAUUCAAGGACCACGUGACUCUGGGUGACUAUGAAAUCCAUGAUGGGAUGAACCUGGAGCUGUACUACCAGUAGACUACCAUGACUCAGUGCUACACAGAUGCUACACCUCUUCCCUGUUACGCACGCACACACACACACACAGAUGGAAUCGCUGGAAUCUGUUGCAGGGAACCGCCAUGAUCAGACAACACAACUGAAAGAGACGAGAAGCGGCAUCUUCAGAGCAGAAAACACACACAUAUGACAUUGAUCUCAGUUUUAGCUAAUAAUUUUUUGCCCGCAAAUUAUAUGAAAGACAUGAUGUUCUACAAUUUUUGUUUUGAUAUUUUUGAAUUAAAGCAGACAUUUACCUACCUACAA
Molecule: messenger RNA, 646 nt
Organism: Morone saxatilis (striped sea-bass)
Lineage: Eukaryota; Metazoa; Chordata; Actinopteri; Moronidae
Gene: ubl5
Product: ubiquitin like 5
Exons: 5
Coding region: 137-358 (73 amino acids)
Biological process (GO): protein modification process; mRNA splicing, via spliceosome
Cellular component (GO): cytoplasm; nucleus
Molecular function (GO): protein binding; protein tag activity
Source: RefSeq, a predicted model, not a curated record